GCUACAUAUGAUUGGUUGUAGAACCACCUUCUUUUACAAGCCAACUACUUUCCCCGAGAGGCUCACUUUUUGUGUUUACUAUUGUUUCUUUCUCCUGUCAUCGCCGUAAUGGACAGUCUUCUUUCGGCAAUCUUCUCUUCGGAAGAGAACGAGCAGUGUGUGUUGGACUGCAUGGCUUACGUCAUGCUUCUAAUGGCAGCCUGCACAUUUGUGGCUUUGCUUUCUCAGAGCGUGCCGUACGGACGAUACUCCACAGGCAAGAGGUUUCCAGUCAAUGCGAAGUUUGCUUGGUUCGUGCAGGAGCUGCCUGCCUUCCUGCUGCCGGUGUGUCUGCUGCUGUGGACAUCUUCUGCCAGAACAUCUCUGCUCGCCAAUCAGCUCCUCAUUGCCAUGUAUUUGUGCCACUAUGCACAGAGAUCACUGAUUUAUCCAUUCUUCAUACGUGGAGGUAAACCAACACCGUUGGUGUCCUUUGUCCUGGCGACCAUGUUCUGCACUUUCAACGGCUUCAUGCAGAUCAGAUAUCUGAGUCACUACGCACACUAUCCUGCAGACUGGAUCACUCGACCCUGCUUCCUAGCAGGAUGUGUCCUAUGGUUGAUUGGCUGGCUGAUGAAUCUGCACUCUGACCACAUCCUGAGGACCCUGAGGGCCCCUGGAGAGAGCCACUAUAAGAUCCCUCAAGGCGGAAUGUUUGAGUACGUGUCUGGAGCCAACUUCCUAGGAGAGAUACUGGAGUGGGCCGGCUUUGCUCUGGCGGGCCAAUCAGUGCACAGCGCCGCCUUCGCCGUCUUCACCGCAGUGGUCCUCAGGAGCAGGGCUGUGGACCACCACAGGAAGUGAAAAAUCCUGUCUUUACUGCCACCUUCAGGACUGGAACAGAACUUCAUUGAGGGCAACAUAAGAUCUUUUUAAAGUCUUUUUACAUGUUUUGUGUGUGUUUUUCUUAUUCAAACCAUUGUGUUAUUAUGCAUGCAGAACUUCUCACAUGGAAUAUUUGAUUUAGUGUGCAAAGCAGACUUUUCUUGUGUUUUUUUGUACAUCAACUACAGUAUCUCAACACCUUUUUGAGUGGAAAACAUGAGUCAAAGGCCUCAGAUUCAUAUUUUUGCAUGUGACCUGGUCAUGUGACGAGCGCAAAAGUGUAACUGUACCUCCAACUUGAAACUUUAGUAGCCUUUUUUCAACCUCCUAACUCAGCCGUGCCUGACAUGAACGACGUGCCCUGAACGCAUCACUCAUUGUGAAUGUUUGAAUGCCAUCAAAGUGAUGUACAGUACUAUAUAUAUAUAUAUAUAUAUAUAUAUA
Nerophis lumbriciformis (worm pipefish) is the source of this 1308-nucleotide messenger RNA. The record is from RefSeq and is a predicted model, not a curated record. NCBI's taxonomy places the organism in Eukaryota, Metazoa, Chordata, Actinopteri, Syngnathiformes, Syngnathidae.